Diaporthe citri is the source of this 309-nucleotide messenger RNA. RefSeq lists its product as uncharacterized. Lineage: Eukaryota; Fungi; Ascomycota; Sordariomycetes; Diaporthales; Diaporthaceae. The record is from RefSeq and is a predicted model, not a curated record. The coding region runs from base 1 to 309 and encodes 102 amino acids. The transcript has a single exon.
AUGGAACGGGGAAAUUUGUUCCGGUACCUCACCGAACUUGGGAGCAUCCCCGUUGCCCACGUCUACCACUGGGGUCCUCCUGGAGAUAAACUGCAGCAGCUGGGACCAUUCACGGUUGAAGACUUCAUGGAAAGUGAGAGCAGGGGUGGUAUUCUCAAGAGUCUUUCCAGCAACCAGUCAGAUCCUGCUAACCUGUUGAACAUCAGCGAGCCAGAGCUCGGUCUCGUCUGCAAGCAGGCGGCUGGUGUUGUGCUGCAGCUUUUGGGCCUGGAGUUCCCUGGUAUAACUUCAUCACCAAGAGCACUGUAA